UCACAGUCACAAGGAAACACACCCUUCACUCGUGCGCCGGUGCCUCCAGUGUCAGAAGACAGUGUUUAACAGAGGCGAUUUACAAGAUCUGAACAACUCUACCUACAGACGUGAUCUGUGAUUUUCAACACAAAGCCCUCACAUCUCAUGAGACUGGUUGCAUUAUGAGAGCUCGCUACCUGUUCCUAUUGGUUUACCUACUGGGGAGCUCCUUUGCAGGAUCCAGUGCACAGAGUAAUGGAGUAUGCACAAAAGAUGCCUGCACACAGGUCCCAGACGCCACCUCGAACUUCUUACAGUGUGUGGGCCUGCCUUCGACAGACACGGGCGCAGAUGAAAUGCGAAAGCUGAAAGGAAUUCUUGAAGCCACAAUGGAUGUGUACACGUUUAUGAAAUCAAGCAUGACAAGAGGACCAAUUUUGAGUGUGGAGGGCGCUCUGGAAUUAGACUUGACUGCAGACGCUCUACAAAAUCAAGAUCUGGUCAGGAUGUGGUUGGAGGUCAACAUGAAACCGCUCCUGAAAUCCAUCACCAAGCAGUUCUUGUCCUGUCUCAGCACCAGGAACUUCAGCUGCUCCACCUACCAGACUGUAGUGGAGGAGCUCAGUCAACACUAUUCUGAGAUGGAUCCAGUCAGGCAAAAGUGGAUCUACACAUUCUUUAUGUACCCGUUCCUGUCUUCGGCAACAGUUGAUGGCUGUGUGAGGCCAGAUGAGGGCAGUGCGGAGUGGCUGAUGAAGAACUUUGGUGCCUUCAGUGUCAUGGCCCGCUUAAAGGACUUUUCAGAGCUCAAUGUGGUCUUCAAUGGACUGGAGGUUCUUAACUUGUUGUCUCCAGCACAAAAGGCCGAGCUGCUCAUGAGCCCUUAUGUUGCCAGUUUAGACAAUGGCACAUUAGCCUUGGUCUUCCACAGUCUGCUAACAGGGGAAUCUGGCCCAUCACCCACUGCUGGCCCUGGAUGGGGCCCCAACUGGACAACCCCUGGGUACCCACCCUCCUAUCCAGUACAGCUGUCACAUCAGCCAGGCCUCCAACAGGUCGUAAAUGGAUUCAUGUCAGCCUUCAAACCCAUCGGGAGCUUUGUUCAUAAUUUUGUGUCCUUCACACGUGAGAGAAAUCCGUCAAAUAUAAGAAGCACCACUUUGACCCAGUUCCUGCUCAACUGGACUCUUUCUGAGCUGGCUGGCAAAUACCAGCCAAGCGCACCUGAGGUCCCAGAGGGACCUAAGUUUGAUGUGACAAAUGUAGUAGACUGGUAUCAUUACGUUGUGAAGCCGCUGUUACGGAGGUUUUUGCCCGAUGAAGAACUCCUGAUGCAUGAAAACAUCACGCUCGCUUUCCACGAAGUGUUCCGUCUGGACAACAGUAUGGACAACAUGACGGUGAUUGAAAUCCAGGAUGUCUGUAGCAUCACCCUCGAUAAGAGCCCUUGCGGGCUGACCGACGCGGUGGCAAACGUGGCUCAUGUCUUGCACUGCGCUGCUCGUAACAACCUGACCAUGACAGAAGCCGUCGUCUUGAAGCUGGUUCUAGAGCUGACUCAACGUCUGAACUUGCUGAUCAAGGAGCUCUCCACAGCAAACUUCACGCAGUUGGAAUCCGAGUUUAAGCAGAUCUUCAGCGAGUCAAACUCAGCAACUCUGACCCAGGAGCACCUGACGGACCCAGCUUUCAUCCAGCUCUGGUUCAAGGUCAAGCUGCUGCCCCUCCUGCCCGACGUACAGCCAGAGCUCCUCUCCUGCCUCAGCACCAAGAACUUUUCUUGCCCCGUUUACCAAACCCUUGUGGCGGCGCUCAGUGAACGCAUGAACUUUUUGGAUGCUGAUCCGAUGUACAGCAGCAACAUCUACGAGUACUUCAUCUACCCCUUCCUGCUAAAUCACAACACCUCGGACCCCCAGUGUGUCUCUGCAGUUAAUAACAGCGCAGAAUGGCUGCAACUCAACUUUGGUUUCUUCUCGAGCUUUGCCUCUAUCUUCGACUUCUACACACUCAACCCUUAUUUCUCUGGACUGGAGGCUCUUGACCUCCUGACUCCAAAUCAGACGGUAGAGUUGCUGCUGUUGACUCUCCCAACUCCACCAGAGAAAGACGUUGUCAUCAGCCAAGUGUUUAACUUCCUGACGGAGUCACCUGCAGCCAGGAAGUACCCAGAGGUCCUCAGCGCUUUGGUCAGGCUCGCUGGAGAGAUCAAUCCUUCCUGCGACAUCUACAAACAAAUCUUUACACAGCUCUAUGCAGCCAUACCAUCUCUGCCUCCAGAAAUGGAACCAGUCACCUGGGCCACUAUAGAAGCCCUGAUAAACAUUGCACCUGUCGAGUGCGUGCCGGCGAACCUCAGGUGCCCGGUAAUCCCGCUCAAUGAAACGCAGAGCUGUGCAGGAGUCAACAGCUCUGAUCUGCUGUCUUACUUGGACACCUUUAAUCAAGUUCCCUGCAACGUCCCCUUGGAGGAAUAUGCCUGUGCACAGCUGGACAACUUCACAGCCAAUCAACUGGCAUCUCUUCUGAUGUGUAAUCUUUCUGGGAACAGCGCCCACUCCAAAACUCUGUGGAAAAUCCUGCUCACUAAAGUCUCCAAUGUUUUAAACCCAGCCCUGGACAUCCUGGCUAACAUGCCGAUGCCCGUGAUUCCAUCAGCGCCACAGGUUUUGGAUGUGAUUGGAGAGAUCAGAGUGUCGCUGCUGACAGAUGAGCAGCUGCAGAACAGCGAAGUUAUCAGGUUGUGGUUCUCAGGCCGCCUGAGGAGCUUCUUGCCUUACGCAUCAGGGAUGUUUCUGCGCUGUCUCAGCAGCACAAACCUGACCUGUCAGUCAUACCAGGAAAUACUGCAGACGUUUAUCAGCCAGUUUAACCAGAUGACCUCAAACCAGCAGCAGUUGGUCUUGCAGGAUUUCAUACUGCAGUUCCUGACGCAGCCACGCUCAGAUUCCAGCUGUGUGUCUACCUCCAACAGCACUGCAGUGUGGAUACAGCAGAAUUUCGGUCCAUUUUCAGCACUUCUGUCGCUCACUGAGCUGAUCCAUCUCAACCCACAAUUCAACCCUAUUGAAGUCUUGACACUCCUGACUGCACAACAGAGCGCAGAGCUGCUGUCGCUGUCGCUUCCAAAUCUGCCGGACAAAGCUGUCAUCAUCAACGCGCUCUUUGACUACCUGACCGUGUCUGCUGAAAAGAAUAAAUUCACAGAGUUCCUGACCAACCUCACCGUGUUCAUUCACCCGGAAAACUUCACUUGCUCUUCAUACAAAACGCUGUUUACCAGACUCGACUUGGCCAUACCUGUGGUUUCUCUUGGCAUUGUUGCAACUAUCACACAGACUAAAGAGGCUCUAUCCCACCAACUACCACCUGACUGCAUCAUUGGAGAGUGUAAUGUCAGCACGGCAAAUGAAACGGAAAUCUGUAUCGGUUUGAACAGAACAGCAGUUCAGCUCCAACUCACCAGUGCACAGACGAGUGGAAACCUCUGUGACUUGGCCGUUGAGCAACUGGCUUGUGCCUCGCUGUCAACAAUAACAGCAGAACAGCUGGCAAUGAUACUGAAGUGCAACCGCUCCUCCAGCUCGAGUGGGUCCAAAUCUGUCUGGAAACUUGUCCUCUCCGAAACCUCUCAGGUCCUGGACCAGGCUCUGGAUCUGCUCGUCAACACGACUCUGGACGCCAACAACCCAGCAGUGUCCGUGAUUCUGGACACCAUACAAGAACUCCGAAUAGAUACUGUCAACACAGCCACCCUCAAUAAUCUAACCUUCAUCCAGACGUGGUUUGGUCGCCGCCUUCUCCCAUUUCUGCCAGCUGUUUCACCUGACUUCCUUUCAUGUAUCUCCACAAAGAACCUGACCUGCAGCUCCUACCAGGCCAUUCUGCAGAUUUUGAGUCAACUCCGGCCACAAUUGACGUUUGCCAGGCAGAUGUCUGUCUACACGCACUUCAUUAAGGUUUACCUGACCAGGAACAACAGCACAGACCCCGCCUGCAGCUCAGGCAUUGCCACCAGUGCACAAUGGCUGCAGGUGAACAUGGGAGGUUUUGCCUAUCUUGCGACGUUCCAGGACAUUCAGACGAUCUACUCCAACUUCUCAGCGAUGGAAGCCUUGUCACAGCUCACGGUCAGACAGCUAGCCGAGGUGUCCACAACACCUGGACAGCUCACAACUUCUGAGCAAGUCAACAUGGUGAUGAAAUAUGUGCCUGACCAGUCUCUGGCUGACUUCUUUGAUGAUUUCUCAUCUGUUCACCUGGCUCCUGAAGACGCAUUGCCUUCAGUCGUGAGGUCAGCCAUGUUGCAAGUUGUGUUUGAUCGUGCAAACCUCUCCCUUCCUUCGAUGAGUGAUGCGGACGUAGAGGUGUGGCUUACCUCCCGGCUGCCACCCCUGCUGGUACAACUUUCACCAGGACAAGUUGCACCUUACUUCGGAAUACUGGCGGGACGGAGCUGCAGCAUUGAGCAGCUGGGUGUACUGAACCUGAACAUGACUAUCUCAACGCUCAGCACAGACACACAGCAGAAAAUCUAUGAUCAAAUCCUCCAGACCCUCGGAGGUCCAACACCUCUCCGCUGCUACAGUGACAGCUACAACACCAGUUUCUAUGGUUUCCUGGAGCAAUCUUUCAUGGGUUUCCAGUUUCCCAACCUCACCGCCUUCCUGUCGCUCAUGCCUCCUGACAGAAUGAGUCUGAUCAUAAAUUCCAUCCCUCCAUCGGAGCUUGGGGAUUACCUACGACGUCCUAAUGUUGUCGACAACAACGCACAGCUCUGCAUGCUCUUCAACAGCUACAGCCAGACACCACAGUUUCUAGAAACUGAGUCUCUGCCGGAAGCGGUGAGGCGCUCCAUCCUGCCCUGCGUCUGGCCCAUGGCCCUCAGCAGCACCCAAACGUUGGAGGUGGAUGCUUGGUUUGACCAACGCCUCAAGAACUACUUGCCCUUCCUCACAAAGAGCCUGAUCAGUCCCAGUGUCAUAAACAGCACCUCCUGCCUGGCCUUCCAAAAACUUGUCUCAGUCCUUGGGGUAUACAACUACACUACUGCUGACUUUGUGAGGGGAGACGUGUACAACACCAUCAGGACUUACCUUUACGUCGGCUCAACCUCAAAUCCAAAGUGUUACUUCCCCAGCAACCCACAACUGAAUUCCACAGCUUGGUUUGCUCAGUACAUCGGGUCUUUCGUCUCUUUCCUCACUCUGGACGAUGUUGUGGCAUUUGGAUCUCAGUCGGUUAUUCAGGUCUUCACAGUGAACCUUCAGAACAUCGCUCUUUUCAACACCUCUUUCUUACCUGCAAACCUCACAAAGUACUACACCGCCCUUUUAUAUCAACAGGACAGCAACUUCAACCCCUUACUCCUUCCUAUCUUGUUUCGGUGUGUCGCUCCUGGUCCAGCAUUUACCCAACUGAGUCCAAGCGACAGUAUGAUAGUUCUGCAGAAUCUCACAGUUCUCUGUACGGACCUGGACCCACAAGUCACAGCUGCUUUGGCAGGUAACUUUGGUCAGAACAUUGACUCCACAGUCAUUUCUGCCCUCGGCAGCCAAAGCACUGGCAUGUCGCUGAAUCAGAUCAGCUCAAUCAAACCCCAGGACUUAAUAAACUCCAUCGGCACUCUCUCCACUGUGACGGGCUGGAGCGAAGGCCAGGCCAUGACCAUCAUCCAGUCUCUGCUGUCUUCGGGCAUCAUACAGAUCAACAGCUCAUCAUCGCUGAUAAGUCUGGGCACUCUCAUCAUUGGUGUACCUUCCAGAGUGUUCUUGAGCAUCUCUGGUAAUCAGCUGAUAAGUGCCUCCCAAACUCCUUCACUGGUGGCAAACCUCCUUUCUGGUCCUCAGAUCAUCCAGCAGAUCUUUGUCAGUCAGAUCAUAUCAGUGAACACCAGCAGCGUGCAAGUGAUCCAGAACGUUCCCAAUGACCUGGCCACUGAGAUCCCUCGAUCCCUGCUGGUGGGCUUCUCCAGUAGCAACGACGUUAUAACCAUACUCAACAGAAAGGAAUGGAAACGGCAGCAGGCUGAAUUGUUCUUUGAGUCGGUAGCUACAGAGAGCGCCUCUGCACAGCUGGGAGGUCCAAACAAUUUGUCAUCCUCUGUGCUUCAAGGGUUCACAUGCACUGGAGCAAGGAACAUUGGCAAUGGGCAAGUCAAGAACCUGAUCAAAGCCUGUCGGAGGUCAGGCAGCAGGAAGGUUAAACUAGUGGAGUCUCAGCUGACCUGCAUGUACACUUACAUUAAAGACGAUACUGCCAACUUCAACCUCUACCCUCCAGAUGUGCUGCUGUAUUAUGAUUACUCACUGGUGCCGCAGGCCAGCUGCAGGGCCUAUUUCACAGAGUUGGGAAAUGCAGACUUCUCUGUCUUCUCUGCAGCGCUCAGCUACAAGCGCACUGCCCUGUUUGAAAACGCAAAGAGCUGCUUGGGCAUAACAAACACAAGCUUAACUAAAGAUGAAAUAUCAGUAUUGGGAAACAUGUGCUGCAUCCUGGAUGCGUCCUACAUCCUAAACUCAGAUUCAUCCAUCUUGGAAAAUCUCAAAAGCUGCCCCAGCCUCACUUCUGCUCAAGCAGCUGCUGUUCAGGCUCGAAUAACUAAUGGAAACACAAGAUAUGGAGCUCCUUCAGUGUGGACUGAGCAAACUCUGAAAGACCUCGGGAUGCUGCCGCUGUAUAUGUCUUCAACCUUCUAUGAUCACUUCAACACUAAAACAAAGAACAACUACUUGAGGUACUUCAUGGGUGUUCUCAAGGAAAACAACGUGGACAGUCAGAAGAUCGGGGAGCUGAAGAGCGCAAUAAGGAUGUCCAUUCCUAAUGAGGAAUCUACAGCCUGCACUUUGGGAUUCAUAAACCGUGUGACUCUCGUUAAUCUAAUAUUCCCCUUAAACUAUGAUAUAAGUCAGUUCACCAGCUGCCUCAAUUCCACCAUUGUCAAAGACAACUUGGAUGCCCUCGUUAACCAGGUGCAGGAGCAGAACUACACAAAGAUUGUUCUCAGCAAGUUGCGAGAGGCUUACAGUGCCAGCGGCAUCAUCCCAGAAGAUCAGGUUCAGAUCUUAGGAGCAAUGUCCCGUAGUGCCACAAUGGAAGACAUCAACAUGUGGAAUAUUAUUCAGAUCGACACACUCGCUUCUUUGAUGGAUGCUUCAAACGGGCCGUGGGACCCGGUUCUGGCCAAAGCCAUCAUCUCCAAGUAUCUGAGUGUAAAGGGGAACAGUCUCAGCAGUGUGGAGCUCAACGCCAUUGGAGGACCAAACCUGUGUGCCCUGGAUGCUGUUGUUAUCAGGAACAUUUCGGUUGAAAGCAUCAAGGGCAACUUCAUCGAUAACAUCGGGGCCAAAUUCAUCAACCACAUCAGGGGCAACUUCAUCGAUAACAUCGGGGCCAAAUUCAUCAACAACAUCAGGGGCAACUUCAUUGACAUCAUUGGGGACAACUUCAACAACUGGAUCCAGCAGCACCACGCAACAGCAGUUCAGCUCCAACUCACCAGUGCACAGACGAGUGGAAACCUCUGUGACUUGGCCAUUGAGCAACUGGCUUGUGCCUCGCUGUCAACAAUAACAGCAGAACAGCUGGCAAUGAUACUGAAGUGCAACCGCUACUCCAGCUCGAGUGGGUCCAAAUCUGUCUGGAAACUUGUCCUCUCUGAAACCUCUCAGGUCCUGGACCAGGCUCUGGAUCUGCUUGUCAACACGACUCUGGACGCCAACAACCCAGCAGUGUCCGUGAUUCUGGACACCAUACAAGAACUCCGAAUAAAUACUGUCAACACAGCCACCCUCAAUAAUCUAACCUUCAUCCAGACGUGGUUUGGCCGCCGCCUUCUCCCAUUUCUGCCAGCUGUUUCACCUGACUUCCUUUCAUAUAUGGCCACAAGGGAACUUACUUGCAGCUCCUACCAGGCCAUGCAGAUGUCUGUCUACACGCACUUCAUUAAGGUUUACCUGACCAGGAACAACAGCACAGGUACACUGCUGUAUUACAGCCCAGCUUACAAUGCCAGCGGCAUCAUCCCAGAAGAUCAGGUUCAGAUCUUAGGAGCAAUGUCCCGUAGUGCCACAAUGGAAGACAUCAACAUGUGGAAUAUUAUUCAGAUCGACACACUCGCUUCUUUGAUGGAUGCUUCAAACGGGCCGUGGGACCCGGUUCUGGCCAAAGCCAUCAUCUCCAAGUAUCUGAGUGUAAAGGGGAACAGUCUCGGCAGUGUGGAGCUCAACGUCUUUAGAGGACCAAACCUGUGCGCCCUGGAUGUUGUUGUUAUCAGGAACAUUUCGGUUGGAAGCAUCAAGUAA
Pundamilia nyererei is the source of this 8285-nucleotide messenger RNA. RefSeq lists its product as uncharacterized. Lineage: Eukaryota; Metazoa; Chordata; Actinopteri; Cichliformes; Cichlidae. Gene Ontology annotation, biological process: cell-matrix adhesion. The transcript has 68 exons. Gene Ontology annotation, cellular component: cell surface. Bases 165 to 8285 code for a protein of 2706 amino acids. The record is from RefSeq and is a predicted model, not a curated record.